AUGGGACUUUUCAACAAUGAUGGGAAAAGCAACCACACAUGUCCCAUACCUAAGUCAUUUGCUAUCGUUGCUGAUCAAGAUAUACUUCCGAGCAUGUCCUUCUAUAGCCUCAACAUGAUAAUCUCUGGAGCGUGUACAGCUUUUGUUUGCGUUGCAAUAUUCAUUUUGAUGUUUUGGCACGCCAUUCAUUUGAGCAAGCCAAGAGAGCAAAUCAAAAUCCUCAAAAUCUGCUUUUUGAUUCCUCUCUACACGAUAACAUCAUUUCUUUCAAUAUGUUAUCCGCAUGCUUUUGUUUAUCUCACGCCCUGGUUGGAUCUUUUCCAGGCGGUCGCGUUGGGGUCGUUCUUCCUUCUGUUGUGCGAAUUCAUCGCGAGGGAUAGUCAGGCCAAUGUAGACGUGUUCUUUGUUGCUUUUCAACCACCGCAAAAGAAGGGGAACAAGGCACCUUUGACAGGAUUGGAAUGGUUCCGUAAACAAUGGAUUGCAAUUUUCCAAUACCCAGUUGUUGCACUUCUGACAAGCCUCGCUACCGACUUUACUCAGGUUGCGGGGGUCUAUUGUCUGGAUAGUAACAAAGUGUACUUUGCGCAUCUUUGGUUGACCAUUAUCACUUCGGUCUCGAUCGCAUUCGCUGUCAUCUCAGUUCUUACCUUCUACCGAACUCUGAAAUCUCACCUCGCCAGUCAUAAGCCUCUUUCGAAGCUCCUCGCAUUUAAAUUAAUUGUCGGUCUAACAUUCCUGGAAAGAAUUAUUUUCACCAUCCUGCGCUCUACCAAUGUUCUCAAAUCCACGUCAACAUUGAGUUACGCCGAUGUCAACAUUGGAAUUCCCAACCUCGUCAUCUGCCUACACAUGGUACCAUUUUCGAUAUUUUUCCACUACGCCUAUAAUGUAGGGCCAUACAAGCUUACAAACGGAAUUCAGGUCUCCGACCCUAGUCUACAAGAAUCUGCAGCUGGUGGUUACCAGAAACCCACCCAAGGUAGCAUCCCACGGGGAUAUGAAGGAGGACCCUUGGGUGUGCGCGCUUGGAUUGGGCUCUUCAAUCCGAUGGAAAUUAUUCGUGCGAUAAAGUUCGGAUUAGGUAUGGCACAAGCAUUUAGAAGACAUGAUAUCGUGACUACUGGAAGCCAAAGUGAAUUUGGACCCAAUAUGAGUCCCGAGCACAUGCCCUCGACAGCCUACGGACAUGGUUAUGCGACAUAUGAGCGGCUAUUGAUCCCGAAUGAGCAGGGAAUGCGCUGA
Messenger RNA from Penicillium longicatenatum, 1245 nucleotides. RefSeq names its product OSTA/TMEM184 family protein. The record is from RefSeq and is a predicted model, not a curated record. Gene Ontology annotation, biological process: transport. Bases 1 to 1245 code for a protein of 414 amino acids. NCBI's taxonomy places the organism in Eukaryota, Fungi, Ascomycota, Eurotiomycetes, Eurotiales, Aspergillaceae. Gene Ontology annotation, molecular function: transporter activity. The transcript has 6 exons.